AUGGCUCGUCGACAGCAUUUAACGCUGACCUUUAUUCUGGUCCUUGGAGUCUUCUUCACCCUAUCCUAUUUCUUCUCCGGACCCUCGCGCAGUAUUCUUCCUAAAUACCAGAAUGAUGUUGAACUGCCCCUGAAAGACGCCCCUCGAUCUGAGUUCGCUGCUGACCUCGGCGCUCUGCCCGCUGGUCUCCUCGAUGGCAACUCUAUUGCGCCUAAGCUCGAGAACGCGACGUUGAAGGCUGAACUUGGCCACGCGACGUGGAAGUUUCUUCAUACGAUGAUGGCACGGUUCCCUGAUAAGCCGACCAAGGACGAUCGCAUGGCCCUCGAGACCUUCAUGCACCUAUUCGCCCGACUUUAUCCUUGCGGUCAGUGUGCGGCGCAUUUCCAAAAGCUUCUUGCCCAGUACCCGCCACAGACCAGCAGCCGCAACGCAGCGGCUGGAUGGCUGUGCUUCGCCCACAACAUUGUCAACGAGAGGGUGCACAAGCCUCUCUUUGACUGCGAAAAUAUCGGCGACUUCUACGACUGUGGCUGUGGUGAUAAGGACAAGAAGGAGGGUGGUGCAGAAACCACAGCAGCUGCCCAGGCCCAGGGGCCGGAUCAAGAGCUGCACAAGCAUUGA
Fusarium musae is the source of this 624-nucleotide messenger RNA. RefSeq lists its product as uncharacterized. The transcript has 2 exons. The record is from RefSeq and is a predicted model, not a curated record. Gene Ontology annotation, cellular component: mitochondrion. NCBI's taxonomy places the organism in Eukaryota, Fungi, Ascomycota, Sordariomycetes, Hypocreales, Nectriaceae. Gene Ontology annotation, molecular function: flavin adenine dinucleotide binding; flavin-dependent sulfhydryl oxidase activity. The coding region runs from base 1 to 624 and encodes 207 amino acids.